This is a messenger RNA of Brassica oleracea var. oleracea, 1032 nucleotides long. RefSeq lists its product as uncharacterized. The record is from RefSeq and is a predicted model, not a curated record. The transcript is spliced from 3 exons. NCBI's taxonomy places the organism in Eukaryota, Viridiplantae, Streptophyta, Magnoliopsida, Brassicales, Brassicaceae. Gene Ontology annotation, molecular function: zinc ion binding. Bases 1 to 1032 code for a protein of 343 amino acids.
AUGGUGUUUACUAAGUGCCAGCAGAAUGAUGCAGACACCCGCGUAUUCCCGAUUGCUUUCGCAGUAGUGGAAAGCGAAAACUCAGAUUCCUGGAAGUGGUUUUUCGAGAGGUUGUCCACUAUUGUUGAAGAUAGUAGUGAAUUAAACUUAAUCUCGGAUAGAUGUGCCGCCAUAUUUGCAGCUAAAGAAAAAUGGUACCCACGUGCACGCCAUGGCAUUUGCCUCGUACACCUUCAGAGAAACGUCGGGGACAAGUACAAAGGGCUUUCGCAGAAAGCUAUGGUUGGCUGGGCAGGAGAAGCAUUCAAAGUUUCAGAAUUUCAGAAGGUGUAUGACCUUAUAAAGCUUACGGAUUGGAGAUGUUGGGAUUAUUUGGAGAAAAUCGACCGCAAAUUAUGGACACGUUCACAUUUCGACGAGGAGAGAUAUAACAUGAUGACUUCAAACAUUGCUGAAUCUUUUAAUCAUGCGCUUCUGCCCCCACGUGAUAGUCCUAUAAUGGCCCUGCUAGAGUUUAUCUGUCAGAUGUUGACUAGAUGGUUUGAGAGCAGACACUGUGACAUCACAAAAAUGAAGGGGAUCAUUCCAAAGGAAAUCGAAAAGGAGUUUGAAGUUACACAUAAACCAAGUGGAUACAGUUGCACUGUUGACCUGGAAAAACGAACUUGCUCGUGCCUUGAAUUCCAGAUGCUUAGGUUGCCAUGCCGACACGCCAUAGCGGCUGCUUCUCAUCGUAACAUGGAGUACAGCAUAGUUGUUUCAAAAUACUAUGUGAAAAAAACAUGGGCUGAAAAUGUAAAGGGUAUCAUACUACCGGCUCCAGAUCCAAAAGAUGUUGAUGUUCCCCCUGAAGUGUUGAAGGUAGAGCUUUAUCCACCAACUACCAAAAGAUCAAAAGGAAGGCCAGGUGUUAAAAGGAAACUGUCAGCCGGAGAAUUUCCGGACGGGGCGAAGAAAAAGAAGGCGAACAAGUGUUCCAGGUGUUUCAUGGAAGGUCACAAGAAGACUACAUGCAAGCAACCCGUGCCCUGA